Molecule: messenger RNA, 747 nt
Organism: Rotaria sp. Silwood2
Lineage: Eukaryota; Metazoa; Rotifera; Eurotatoria; Philodinida; Philodinidae
Source: the annotation of a GenBank genome assembly
AUGGAUAUUCAUACUCAUCAAUCAAGUGAUAGUCCCAACAAAGAAAUCAAUAUGUUAGGAUUUGAAAAUAUUGAAAAAGAAGAAAGUGAUAGUUUAAGUGGUUACAGUGAUGAAGAAAAUCAUAAACGAAAACAACGACGUUAUAGAACAACAUUUACUUCAUUUCAAUUAGAAGAAUUAGAAAAAGCAUUUCAACGUACACAUUAUCCAGAUGUUUUUAUGAGAGAAGAAUUAGCUAUGCGUAUUGAUCUAACUGAAGCACGUGUUCAAGUAUGGUUUCAAAAUCGACGUGCUAAAUGGCGUAAACGUGAAAAACUGAAUCCACCAAUAACAUUAUCAACUACAUCAACACAUAUACAUCCAUUAUUUACACCUCCAACAAGUCUUCUUACUCGUCUUAGUUCAUUUUCUCAAGCAGAAAUUUUAUCAUCAUAUUCAUCACUUACAUCAUCAUUUCUUAAUGCAACUGCAGCAUGUUUACCUAUGUUUCCACCAAUAACACCAUUUUGGUCAUCAACAAAUCAAUUUGGAAUUACUUUUCUACAACACUUAGCACAAUUAGCUUCAAUAUCUUGUGAAAAUACAAAAGAUCAAAAUAUUGAUAAGAACAGUAAUAACAUAUUAGAAAAACAAAAUUCUGACAAAGAAGAAGAUCAUCGAAUAAGUAGUAAAACUACAUUACAUCUUAAUGCACUUGAAUAUACAAAUAAAGAAUCUGAAUUAUCAUCGUCUACUACUAGUUUUUAA